UUACUCGCUUAUACGAGUAGUUCAUUUCCUACUUUCAAACAUUUUCUCGAGAAAAUCUUUCUGUGUCUAUUUUCCUUAUCGAAAUCGAUUUCUCUUUUUCCUUCCAAGUCUCUGGUGAUUUUUUUAUUUAGGAAAACAAGAGGAUGUGUGGCGGUGCUAUCAUCUCCGACCUCAUUCCGGCGAGCCGCUCCCGCCGGGUCACUGCCGAGUAUCUCUGGUCCUCCGAUCUCAAGAAGAACCCUAGCAGUCACUUCUCCAAACCCUUGCGAUCUAUGAUCAAUGAUGACUUUGAGGCUGAUUAUGAGCAUUUCAAGGAGUACUCUGAUGAUGAGGGGGAAGAUGUCAAGCCGUUUGCUGUCUCUUCUUCGAAGUCUGGGAUUUAUCAUGAUUCUAAAUCUAUCAAGUCAGAGGAGGUCCAUGGAAAUGUUGAAAAAUCUGCAAAGAGAAAGAGGAAGAAUCAGUACAGAGGGAUCCGGCAACGCCCAUGGGGUAAAUGGGCUGCUGAGAUCCGUGACCCAAGGAAAGGAGUUCGGGUUUGGCUCGGAACUUUUGACACUGCCGAAGAAGCUGCAAGAGCUUAUGAUGCUGAAGCACGCAGGAUUCGUGGCAAGAAAGCAAAGGUGAAUUUCCCUGAUGAAGCCCCAGCAACUGCUCCGAUGAACACCAUCGGGGCAAACACUCAGAAACCACUUCCCACAGAAAGCCCAAACUUGGAUCAGCUCAGUCUGAACCAAGAUUUUAGUUUCAUGAACAACACAGAUCUUGAUCACUACAGCACCGUGGGUUUUGUGGAAGAGAAACCACUAAGUAAGCAGUAUGAGUUUGCAGAUACCUAUACUGCUGCUGGAGAGGUUGGACUAAAAUCAUUUGUACCAUCAGAUGGUUCAACCCUCUAUUUCAAUUCAGAUCAGGGAAGUAACUCUUUUGAUUGUUCCGACUUUGGAUGGGGAGAACAUAAUGCAAUGACCCCCGAAAUAUCAUCUUUUCUAGCAGCGACUAUAGAAUGUGAUGAAGCUCAAUUUGUGGAAGAUGCUAACCCUAUGAAGAAGCUGAAGGCCAACACUGAGGAUGUGGUACCCGUUGAAGAUUGUAGUUUGAAGAAUUUGUCUGAAGAACUCUCUGCUUUUGAGCCCCAGAUGAAUUUAUUUCAGAUGCCAUAUCUUGAGGGGAACUGGGAUGCUUCAGUGGAUACGUUCCUCAGUGGAGAUGCAACUCAGGAUGGCGGAAAUCCAGUGGAUUUUUGGAACUUCGAUGACCUUUCUACUAUCAUGGGGGGAGCUUACUGAGCAAACUUUGCUCCCUCUUACUGGUUUUCUGUAAAUAAGGCUACAUUGUCUGCUGUUGGUGGAGAUUGAGUAAAUCAUGCUUACGCCGAGAAUGGAGGUGUUAUCUACUUGCUUUUGGUAUAUGGGAGUGCAUGCAUAGAUCAUUAGGUUUGUUAUAUUUUCUAGACCUUGAAUUUAGAAUGUCGAGUAUGAUGUCUCUAUGGAUAACAUUUGAUGAACUUGAAGCUUAAUAUUUUAUCAGUUUAGUUGUUUGCUUAAAA
Cornus florida is the source of this 1546-nucleotide messenger RNA. RefSeq names its product ethylene-responsive transcription factor RAP2-12-like. Lineage: Eukaryota; Viridiplantae; Streptophyta; Magnoliopsida; Cornales; Cornaceae. Bases 144 to 1286 code for a protein of 380 amino acids. Gene Ontology annotation, biological process: regulation of DNA-templated transcription; ethylene-activated signaling pathway. Gene Ontology annotation, molecular function: DNA binding; DNA-binding transcription factor activity. The transcript is spliced from 3 exons. The record is from RefSeq and is a predicted model, not a curated record.